CGAUUUUAAUUGCCUAAUUUAUGAUAGCACUCAGAUUAUGAGUUCCCAAAUAAUGUUAGGUGCAAUGAAGAAAAUCUACAAGAAUUGAUUUGAUGUGAUCAUAAAGGUGUACUUGAUUUUAUGGGAAUCUCUAAUGAAACAACAAUACAAUACUAUAGUGAGCAUUGCUUAUCCCAUAAUGUGAUGAUACAACAAAGCGAGAAGCAUGAAAAAUGAGGAACCCAACAAAAUUAAAUGCAAAAAUUGUUUUUGGAAUUUGAAAUAGAGAGAGGGAGAAAGAAAGAAGACGUAGCCAAAGGUUAAAAAGGGACUCUCUCUGCGCCUCCUUUUUGCUUCUCUCUCCUUCGUUGUGCUGUGCUCUCUGUCAUUCUCUCUCUUCCCUUACUCCAUUUUUUACUUCGCCAUUGGAGAAAGAGAAAUCACUUUAAAAUACUCAUUCAACUACUGCUACUACUUCUCUCUUCUCCUUAAGAUUUUCUUCUUUUCUAAGGGAACAACGACGUUUCGAUUUAGAUAUUUUUUUUACUGUUCCUUAAAAACUUCUCCUUUCAGUUACCAAAUCCUGUUCAACCCAUUUCAUCUCUCUUCACCAAUUUUGAAUUCUUCGGGAGCAGAGGAAGCAGGCGGAGUAUUAUUGGCGUUUUGGGUUUUUUUUAUUGGAAGACAAAGUUCAGCCCUUUUGCUGAUUUCAGAUUGGGUCAGCGGAGAUCUUGAGAAAGCUUUGUUCUUUCUUGGAUUUUUUUUUUUCUGUCUGGUUGAGAGUUGGAAUUUGAAUGUGCUCCAUUGCAAGGGUUUCGUUUCCGCCAUGAAUACCAAGCGAGCCUACAAGCUGCAGGAGUUUGUGGCACAUACUGCUGCUGUCAACUGUCUCAAGAUCGGAAGGAAAUCAUCUAGAGUUUUGGUAACAGGUGGGGAAGAUCACAAGGUCAAUCUCUGGGCUAUCGGUAAGCCCAACGCCAUUCUGAGCUUGUAUGGGCACUCGAGCGGGAUUGAUUCAGUGACCUUUGAUGCUUCGGAGGUCUUAGUUGCAGCAGGAGCUGCUAGUGGUACGAUCAAACUCUGGGAUUUGGAGGAGGCAAAGACAGGCGUUGUCUUUUUAAGCGGUGAGGAGAAUUUGCGAGUGUGGGAUUUAACAGCUGGAAAACUGUUGACCGAGUUUAAGUGUCAUGAAGGGCAAAUUCAAAGCCUAGAUUUCCAUCCUCAUGAAUUUCUGCUGGCAACAGGUUCAGCUGAUAGGACUGUAAAAUUCUGGGAUCUUGAAACAUUCGAGCUAAUUGGUUCUGGUGGACCUGAGACUGCUGGGGUCCGUUGCCUGAGCUUUAAUCCAGAUGGAAAGACGGUGCUUUGUGGAUUGCAAGAAAGUCUCAAGAUUUUCUCGUGGGAGCCAAUUAGAUGUCAUGAUGGAGUGGAUGUUGGAUGGUCAAGAUUGUCGGAUAUGAAUGUUCACGAGGGAAAGCUUCUUGGUUGCUCAUACAAUCAAAGUUGCGUUGGCGUGUGGGUUGUAGAUCUCUCGCGUACUGAGCCAGGCAUGGCUGGUGGCGCUGCUCAGUCAAAUGGUCAUUCAGAGAAAAAAUCUGGCUCAGGAAGAGAUCCAGUAGUUCUCAAUGAUAAUAACACAAAAACUAUUCUCGGGAAGCUGUCCGUUUCCCAGAACAUAGAUCCUUUAUUGAAAGAAACAAAGUCUCUCGGACGAUUAUCUGUUUCUCAGAACUCUGAUCCUUCGACGAAAGAAAAAAAGUCCACAGGAAGGUCAUCAACAUCCCAAAAUUCAGAUUCUUUGGUCAAGGAAUCAAAGCCUCUCGGAAGGUUGUCAGUUUCUCAAAAUUCAGAUGUUACUAAAGAGUCAAGGACGCUGUCAUCCACGGGAAGUGUACCAAGCACUCCUCAUAGGGUCAGUUUAACCAGCGUUUCAAAAGCCGCCUCGGGUGUUUCGACGGCUGUCUCUAAUGCUGCACCAUCAAGGAGGAGUUUUACAAAAGCUAACCCAAAGGCGAAUCCUGUCAAUAAGACAUCAGAUUUUGUUGCGGUGAUUGUCCCCAGAGAAGACCCUAGAAUAGAGCAGGCAACUGAAUCCAGAGCAGAACUUGACAUAAUUGCAAGAACCAUGCCUUAUUCGUUGCAGGCGGCUGACUCUCGAAGGUCGCCUAGCAGCAGAAAUAACCCAGAUCUGCCAAACGCUUCGGUUCUUGAAACCUCAGAGUCUCAGCCAGUUGAACCAAGUAAUAUCCCAGGUGGGAAUACGUUUCCUGGUAGCAAGGGGGGCAUGCGGGGUGCAGCUGAGCGAAGCAUCAAUGAUUUUAGAUACAAGAGAUAUGGCAGGAGUAAUUCAAGGUCACGGAUGGGAUCACCUUCAAGAAACCACGAUGAAAACUUGGCAUAUAGGGUUAAUAGUAAUGGUGGUCUUACUCCACUGAGAAACCUGCAAAUGUGGUCUUACUCCACUGAGAAACCUGCAAAUGUGGUGCUUUUAGAUGACAUGGUUAGCCACAAAUCAAAUAGAGAUCCAAGUCCCACUGAAAGUCAGAAAGGAGGAAGAUUCCAGUCACUCAUCAUAAAUAGGGAGAGAAGAGGAAGAUUUUCCAACUUGGAAGGUCCUGUUUCGAAUUUUCCGGCUGGAAAUGUGCCUGCUGCUAACAUCCGGCCUUCAAAUAUGUUCAAGCAGAGAGGAAACCAUAUGCCGGUUGAACAAGGGAUCGAUUCUCCUUCUGAAGAUAAUAUCGUUGAAGACAUAAUGGGGAAGCACGAUCAAUUUGUCAGCUCUAUGCAGUCUCGUUUGGCUAAAUUACAGGUAAUUCGUAGAUAUUGGGAAAGGAAUGAUGUAAAAAACACGAUAGGUUCGAUGGAGAAGAUGGCUGAUAAUGCUGUUACUGCGGAUGUACUGGGUAUAAUAACCGAGAGAAAUGAGAUUCUGACUUUGGAUACUUGUACCUCCCUUCUUCCCAUUCUAACAGCUCUUCUAGGGAGUGACAUGGAUCAGCAUUUGAGCGUUUCCCUGGAAUUGCUGCUGAAGCUGGUUAGAAUGUACGGGUCACCAAUUUACUCAUCACUGUCAGCUCCAGCAUCUGUUGGUGUAGAUAUCGAAGCUGAGCAAAGGAUCGAGCGCUACAGUCGUUGCUUUGUGGAACUAGAGAAAGUCAAAGCCUGCCUUCCGUCUCUAUCAAGAAGAGGAGGUUUGGUGGCCAAGUCUGUGCUUGAACUCAACCUAGCAUUUCAGGAAGUAUCAUCAUAAUCACUCCGAAUCUUUACGACCCAGAAAAAAGCGCAGAGUAAAGGCUCAUGGAAGAAAGAACCCGCAUCGUCCCAAGUCCCAACCCUCUGCUUUUUUAUAAUGUGGAUUUGGUUCCAAAGGGAGUCUAACAAAAACUAAAGCUGAUACUUACCAAGUUAACCAAAAGAGUUUGGAAGGCUAAAGUCCCACCCUGAGUUAGCUGCUUCUGUUCAUUUCAUGACUUUUGUGUCACCCACUAAUCUUCGUGGAAGCAAAAAUGUCUGCAUUGCUCUAACUUUAGUGUGUAGAGAGAGCCAUAUGGGCCGUGUAUUGUUCUUCUAGCUUAGUCUUACAUGAAUACUACUUGAGUUUCAGCUCUUUAGAGAGAGACAUGUUCACAGUGUUGUCUUUACACAGCAAUAGAAUUUUUCGUGGUUUUUAUUGGAUUUCAUCUCCCAGCUUCAAUCUUAUGCUCUACUUUCUUCAUUUAUGAGCCAACGAGCCGGUUGUGACUGAGC
Messenger RNA from Thlaspi arvense, 3726 nucleotides. The record is from the annotation of a GenBank genome assembly. NCBI's taxonomy places the organism in Eukaryota, Viridiplantae, Streptophyta, Magnoliopsida, Brassicales, Brassicaceae.